Molecule: messenger RNA, 1202 nt
Organism: Heterobasidion irregulare TC 32-1
Lineage: Eukaryota; Fungi; Basidiomycota; Agaricomycetes; Russulales; Bondarzewiaceae
Exons: 1
Coding region: 361-1050 (229 amino acids)
Source: RefSeq, a predicted model, not a curated record
GGUAUCGAUGGUCAUCUACAUAUAUAUGGGAACUAAUCUAUCAGAUCUAGUCGCAUCGGCUGUGUACGGCUACACUGACGAGUUACAGGAGAACACGUCUACAGCUAUGCAGACAACACAAUGAAUAUACUGGAUACACUAAUCCAACACUUCUGACCUCGAUUGCUUCUUGCUACAGAUCACGAUGCAACUCGUUAGAAUCUGUUCCCGCUCCCUGAGCCUGGAAGUGAAUUCAGUGCAGGACUCUCGCGACCAGAACUCGAUCUAGCAGUCCCUUCCGCCCCCUCAUACGUCUUCCCAAAGAAAAAAGAGGACGCGUGCUGCUCAACCGCGCUAAAAGUACUUCGAAGCGUGCGCUUCAUGCUCCUCCCCCUCCGGUCGAUCUCCCCACGACUCGAACUUGGGCCUAGUGGUCCUAUACUCUCCUCAGUGCUCCUGAUCUCAUCGUGGUACAGAACGCCGUUCGUGCCGGGACCACCAUUGAACGCGGCAUGUACUGAUUCCUGUAGUUCCCUUGUCUGCGCCAUACGUGGUCGGCCCCGCGGGCGUUCUCUAUCUUCCAUCCCUCCACCAGCGCCAUUGACUCCACCAGCAUGUACUCCAUUCGCCCUAGCGUGCGGACGUGAUGGGACAGACCUAGUCAUAGGAGGAAACCCCGUUAAGUGCAAAGUGGAUGACCCUGCCUCCUGCGCCGCUGGAAAGGUCCCAGAAUCCAUCGAUUUUUGUCCCUGCCCAUUCACGACGGGUGCCGACGGAGGUGACAUGGCGCGUGAAAUCGAAGGCCCAGAGCCGCUAGCCCCCCGUCCGUGUCCGAGCUCGGCAAAGACAAGGUCAGGUGUCAGCGCGCCGCCCCGGAGUGCCGUCGACCCAUCGCUAUAUGUCCGAAAGAAACCGGCUGCACUGCCAUCACUCGGGGCGGGAGAGGAGGGUGGAGGCGGCCCAAAGACUGGUCGUGAAAGAAAAGGCACCCAACGUGAACGGGCAGAAGAUGCAAGUCCGGCGGAAGGGGCAGAUGGUCCUGGAGUGGACGUGCUUGCACCAGACCGUUGAUCCCAAACAAGUGCAGUGGGAAGCUCGUUGGUAUCGGGAGAGCGCGAUGUAGAAGCAGGGGGUUGAGAAGAUGUUUGCAAUUGGGACGUCGAUGCCCCGCUGCCGUUGACUUGUGCAAAGCGGCUCAGAUCGCUGUCUGUUGGCCCUGGGUU